Cooperia oncophora is the source of this 573-nucleotide messenger RNA. The record is from the annotation of a GenBank genome assembly. Lineage: Eukaryota; Metazoa; Nematoda; Chromadorea; Rhabditida; Trichostrongylidae.
AUGGCAUCGUGGAAGACGGUAGACGAUUUCUAUGAGCACUCCAAUGUGGCCUCUGUUCGGGUGGAGGACCUCAACAAUAGUCACAGAGUCUCGCAUUAUUUGGCACACAUUCUCUUGUUUAUCGACAGGCACGUCGGUCUACGACAUCUGUUUCUGCUGUCUAUAAUAACAUUUUAUUCCUUAAUCGGCGGAUAUAUUAUUUACUAUUUUGAGAGGAACGGGGAAGCGGAGGCCGUUCCGGCUAGAAAAGCGGAGUUGGACAAUAGAAUUAUGGAUAUUGUUAGGCGAUAUAAAAAUAGCAACUCAACACUGACUCUAUCAGAGAAAACGGCUGCACUCAAGGAAGAUUAUGUUGCUAUGCUGAAAACUGAAGGACUAUUCAGAUGGUCUACAUAUUACAAAACUGAUGAGCCCGAUCACUGGAAAUGGACAUUUGGAAGCAGUUUCUUCUAUUCAAUGAAUGUUUACACAACAGUUGGUUAUGAACGCGUUUCUCUGCUUUCGUCUGUAGCUGUUGACGUCGGUGCCAUAGCAGUUGAUAAUACUAACGAAAGUGCGCUUGUCGAUGCGUAG